This is a messenger RNA of Cryptotermes secundus, 1491 nucleotides long. RefSeq lists its product as uncharacterized. Lineage: Eukaryota; Metazoa; Arthropoda; Insecta; Blattodea; Kalotermitidae. The transcript has 3 exons. Gene Ontology annotation, cellular component: extracellular region. The record is from RefSeq and is a predicted model, not a curated record. Gene Ontology annotation, molecular function: peptidase inhibitor activity. Bases 409 to 924 code for a protein of 171 amino acids.
GGGUUGCGUUCUUCAAAAGCCAUGGUUAUAGAAAACUGCGGGUUACCGGGCCCGCGGGCCCGCCCGGUCUUCUAAUUAAUGCAAAAUCUGACGGCUGUGAAUAUGAAGAUUACUGAAGAUCACUGUCUACAUAUUCACCGCUGAUAUUAUCUCACACCGCUUUAGCCCUGGGGAAACAAACAUUGGGUGGACACCGGAGUCAGUGUGGACGCUGUGGAGCAGAGCUGCUGACUAUGCUGAGACUCGAACCGCGGUUCAUCCCCACACUGUUGGUGAAGACGCCCGCCGUUUCUGGACGUCCCCCCACUACGAGCUCGCGUGUAUUCCUUUCACUAUACACUAGCGUUUCCGCAGUUCGGCGUCCAUUCGAGGCGAGGCUGCGAGCAGCACAGGACACGAGGUGUCAAGAUGAUUCCUGCAACCAAAUUGCUGGCCUUCACGGCGCUAAUUUCGUGCACCGGAGUUCGCGGACAACUGGAACAAAUCCAGUUCCUAAACCAAUUCCCAUUCCUGGGACAAUUUCCCAUUCAAGGCCAAUAUCCCACACAGGGACACUAUCCAUUUCAAAGCCAGUACCCAUUUCAGCUGCAAUAUCCCGUCGAAGUUCAAGUUCCUUUCCAGGAACCGGCACCACAAGCGACGCUACCUGCCGCCACCUGCAGAUACUGGUGCCACACGCCGGGCCCUGUGAGGCAGUUCCACUGUUGCCCCAUGGGGGGUAAGCCCGGCAUAUGUCCGCAGAUUAGCCGUGAGAUGUGCGCCCAGUACACACCAAGAAUCGAUGCCGUGCCCUGCACGUUCGACUACAACUGUGCUGAAACUGACAAGUGCUGCUUCGACCCAUGCCUCAACACAAACACCUGCCAGGUCGCCGUGAUACCUCUGCCGGAACUGCAGCACUCUGCAUUUGCGACAGAGCAAUGAGUUGGGGUGUGCGUCACAACUGUGUCUGGACAAGAUGUUGGCUGUACUGUCUUCGCUCGCUGCCAAUACAAGAAGUUAACUGAGCAAUCAUUUUGUUAUGUUUUGGUUAUGUUCCUGCCUUAACUCUCAAUAUUCACUGCCAAUACAAAAGUUAACUGAGCAAUCAUUUUGUAAUGUUUUGGUUAUGUUCCCGUCUUAACUCUCAAUAUUCACUGCCAAUACAAAAGUUAACUGAGCAAUCAUUUUGUAAUGUUUUGGUUAUGUUCCUGCCUUAACUCUCAAUAUUCACUGCCAAUACAAAAGUUAACUGAGCAAUCAUUUUGUAAUGUUUUGGUUAUGUUCCCGCCUUAACUCUCAAUAUUCACUGCCAAUACAAAAGUUAACUGAGCAAUCAUUUUGUAAUGUUUUGGUUAUGUUCCCGUCUUAACUCUCAAUAUUCACUGUCAAUACAAGAAGUUAACUGAGCAAAUAUAUUGUAAUGUUUGGGUUAUCUUCCUGCCUUAACUCUCAAUAUCCACCGUCAAUACAAGAAGUUAACUGAGCAAAUAUAUUGUAAUGUUUGGGCUA